Messenger RNA from Anoplophora glabripennis (Asian longhorned beetle), 941 nucleotides. RefSeq names its product pleckstrin homology-like domain family B member 1. The annotation marks the transcript as partial. The transcript has 3 exons. The record is from RefSeq and is a predicted model, not a curated record. NCBI's taxonomy places the organism in Eukaryota, Metazoa, Arthropoda, Insecta, Coleoptera, Cerambycidae.
AGCCAUGGGGAAUCAGAGACCGCCGAAUCGCCUAGGCCCCUGUCCGAGACGAGCGAAAUGAGCCUUGAGGUGGGCACCUUGAACAGGAAGCGGAAGAGUCCCAGCGACAAGCAGAGGCCCCUCACCAGAUACCUGCCCAUAAGGGGGUCGGACCUGGACCUUCGCCAGCACAUAGAAUCGGCCGGCCACCAGGUGGUGCUGUGCCCGCACGUUUUAAUAAAUUCGAGCACGUGCCGGGGGUUCCUUCACAAGAAGGGUUCGAAGCUGAACGGGUGGUCCAGGAGGUGGUUCGUAUUCGACAGGAACAAGCACACUCUGACCUAUUACUCGGACAAAAGCGAAAAGAAGCCCAGAGGGGGGGCGUAUUUCCAGGCCAUCGAGGAGGUCUACUUGGACCACCUGAACAGCGUGAAGUCGCCCAACCCCCAACUGACGUUCAUCGUUAAGACGCACGAACGUCUCUAUUACUUGAUGGCGCCGUCCCCGGAGGCCAUGAGGAUAUGGGUGGACGUCAUCUUCACCGGCGCCGAGGGAUAUCGGGAGUUCGAGCAUGGCACCUGAUGGUAAAUUGCCAGCCCGUUCCGCGUCGGUUCACCGAAUUUACAUAUUGUUACGUAUGUAACGGAGUUUAUUGUUCGUAAUGGAUAAACAGAUCUAAUUAGCUGGAUAUAUUUUUAUAAUAUAGCGAUUAGGAGGUAGUUUUUAUAUUACUUUUGUACAUAAACUUGGGGGUUCAAUAAUGUAACGUGAUAAAGGACUAUUUUUGUACGUCUAAAUCGAAUGGCCGUUUGCGAUGUUGUGCGGUGCCUUUUGCGAGAGUCGCAAGUGCGGUGGCAGGUUUGUCGUCAUUUCUUUUUAAUGUGUUUUAUGUUUUAAGACUGUGCACAACCAAUAUUUCUUGUAAUUCUUAUGUUUAAUGAAUAUUAAAAAUACGUUUGAAA